UUAGUUAGAAUUAAAAAACGAUUAUUUUUCCAAAUUAUUUUUUUUUAUUAAUUUUUUUGCGGCUUAGUUAUUUUUAUAAAAAAUGUCUGUAUUUAAAAAACGUAGAUUUACUUUACGGAAAAAUAAAGACGCACCUUUAUCGCCCGCUGCAGAAGGUGCAGAACCUGAAGAGUCUGCUGAAAGAUCCACGGAGCCCGUUGAACCGGAAUAUGAGAUAAUACCUCCGGUCACAGUGGACGAGGAGGUUCCAACGUUUUUUCAUAUCGGUAGAUGGGCCAAGGAGUGUUUGAUAACUGGCUAUAGGAUCGGUGCUUGGCAUAUCGAUUGCACAAGUCGAUCGGGAGAAAAUAUCUCCUUGUAUAGUUUUGGCACCGGUAAGCCAGACCACAAAACUAUAGUGGGCGGCGUGGGAAUUAAAGAGAAGCUAGGAUACUUGACCUUAACACAGGCUUGGCUGACAGAUGAAUUGAUCGGUAUGCUCGGUGUACAAAAAAAAAUUGACAAUGUGGGUGCGGAGGCCUUGCUUCGCGGCUCAUACAAUCGUUCUGAAUCUGCUUUCAAAGUUGACCUCCAUGGCACCGUUGAGUGUUCGCCCGUCAAGAUAGAAGUGAUUGCUCCCAUUCUUCACACAUCGAAGGUCAUGGGAUACGCUCUUUUACAACCAUUCAAGAGCUGUAUGCUGGCGUAUAGAACCAUCUAUGACUUCGAUCAAAAUGCAUUUUUAAAGCAUGCAUUCGGUGCUGGUUUCUAUAACAACUUUAUCGAACUUGGUAUUAAGCUUGAGGAUUUUCAAGAUGUCCGUGGCUCCAUAUUUCAGCGUUUGGGUCCGAAGUGGGCCAUUGCGUUAAAGGCCUCGCUUUUGGAGUGGAAACGGGUGGAAUAUUCAAUUGGAUGCCAGUGCAUGGUCGAUGAGAGCACGCUGAUUAAGGGCAAAUUAACUUCUGAAGGGUAUUUGGGUAUUGUUUACCAGCAAUUGUUUGCCGAAAAUAUAAGGGUUAUGUACCACUUUGGCGUACCGCUCGCAGAUCCAAUCAAAGGCAACCACAAAUUGGGUAUUUCUUGGAGCUUCAAUUGUUAACUUAUUGCAGACUUUAUGACGAUUUGUAAGAAGGACUUGAGCAAACGUU
This is a messenger RNA of Drosophila hydei, 1127 nucleotides long. RefSeq lists its product as uncharacterized. NCBI's taxonomy places the organism in Eukaryota, Metazoa, Arthropoda, Insecta, Diptera, Drosophilidae. Gene Ontology annotation, cellular component: mitochondrial outer membrane. Gene Ontology annotation, molecular function: voltage-gated monoatomic anion channel activity. Gene Ontology annotation, biological process: monoatomic anion transmembrane transport. The coding region runs from base 83 to 1078 and encodes 331 amino acids. The transcript has 3 exons. The record is from RefSeq and is a predicted model, not a curated record.